Messenger RNA from Cyclocybe aegerita, 777 nucleotides. The record is from the annotation of a GenBank genome assembly. Lineage: Eukaryota; Fungi; Basidiomycota; Agaricomycetes; Agaricales; Hemipholiotaceae.
AUGGCUACCCCUCUUCCCCCUAAUCCGUUUUCUAACGCGACAAUUGCCCGUGAGGCGUCCAAUAAAUACCUCGACCUAGAGCGCCGCCACGAGCAAGUCCGACAGGAGGGUCGUCUCUCUGUCUUGGUCUGCGCGAGAUUUUUAGGCCAUUUGCUCCUCGAAGCGCCUACGGAAAGUGGCCACGACAAAGUUGCCUCGAAGAUCAUGCGCCUAUCUGGGGCAACUGAUUCUUCCUCAAUCGACGCCAAGCUUGUGGAAUACGAUGAGGGAGAAGCUACAAACGUCGAGGUCGCACGUUUGAUUAGGUGUGCCGCCAAUAAGAACCAGGCGGGUACAAUUUCGUCCAUCCAGGCCAUUUUCGGCGAGUACGGCGGCCUCGACGAAGCGGACCUAUCUGACGUCCACAACCUCCGCAACAUCCUCAGUGUCGGAUCCCGGUUGUUCCACCCGCUCACCCACUUGCAAGUUUGGCUAGAGAGAGACCCAGCGGACCCUCCGAACGUAUACAAACCAGCAGCUGUGAUCCCGCAGUACCUCAAUGGCGUUCUCCAGCGUAUCGAGUUCACAACCCCUGAUCCGUCGACCUUCUCCGUCCCUGACGCGCGAUACCUUGCCGUUCACACUGCAUGUGCCCGGUCUGCUCAUUUUUCUGGUGUUGCGGAGCAUGUUCGUAAGAUUCUCUACAGCCUGGAAGAGACAGACACUUUGCCGGCCAGUGGGAGUUCCGAUAUGCUGUAUCUUGCACUCACACAGCGUCUUAAUAUUGAGGGGCAUUAG